This is a messenger RNA of Pyrus x bretschneideri (Chinese white pear), 2452 nucleotides long. RefSeq names its product O-fucosyltransferase 20. The coding region runs from base 186 to 1937 and encodes 583 amino acids. The transcript is spliced from 6 exons. NCBI's taxonomy places the organism in Eukaryota, Viridiplantae, Streptophyta, Magnoliopsida, Rosales, Rosaceae. The record is from RefSeq and is a predicted model, not a curated record. Gene Ontology annotation, cellular component: cytoplasm.
CGUACGCUUCUUCUCCGACUUUCGCCUUCCCGCCGGCUGUUUCACACCAUUUCUAUACUCUCUCUCUCUCUCAAUGGUCAAUGCGAGUGAAGGAAUUUCAUAGAUAACAAUAAACCCACAACUUUUUUCUUUCUUCAAACAAGAGGAAUAAAAACAGAGUUAUUACGGAGCUUCUCAGCCUAUCAAUGGCGAAGUCUAAGAACAACAGCAAUACCAAGAAACUUUCUUACAUUUCAGUCCCUUCUCAGAUUAUCAACUCUCUGUCUCCGUCUUCUCUGCAAUCCCUCCUCGUUUCUCCCAAGAAAUCUUCAAGGAGCAAAAGCAGCAGCAGGUACUUGAGCUGGCUCAGCAACUACAGGAGCCCAAACUUCUGGGUUUUCUUCCUCUUCCUCUUUGGAUUUCUUGGGAUGCUGAAGCUGGGAUUCCAUAUCGACCGUUUGAUUCCCUAUUCUCCAUACCCAUGUUCCACAACUCAGCUCCGGGACUUGGUCUCUAAUGGCUACUUAAAAUCACACAUGGGUUUUGCUUCCAACGCUGAAAACAGCCACCAAGUCGAGGUUGUGAGCGAAUCCCAGCCGUUGAUUUCGAGUGGGGUUUUGGAAUCAGAGGUGGGGGUUGAGCUAAACAGUGGGAAAGUUGGGGAGGAAGCUGAGGGGAGUGAGUUUUGGAAGCAGCCGGAUGGUUUGGGGUAUCGGCCGUGCUUGGAUUUGACGCAAGAGUACAAGAGAGCUAGUGAGGGGAUAGUGAAGGACAGGACUAAAUACCUGAUUGUUGUGGUUUCUGGUGGGAUGAACCAGCAGAGGAAUCAGAUUGUCGAUGCUGUCGUUAUUGCUAGGAUUCUUGGUGCUGCUCUGGUGGUUCCUAUUUUGCAAGUUAAUGUCAUCUGGGGGGAUGAAAGUGAAUUUUCUGAUAUAUUUGAUUUGGAGCACUUUAAGGAAGUCCUUGCUGACGAUGUUCGGAUAGUUUCUUCACUGCCAUCAACGCAUAUAAUGACAAGGCCCGUGGAGGAGAAGCGGACUCCUCUUCAUGCUUCGCCUAAUUGGAUUCGGUCGCGUUAUCACAAGAGGAUUAAAAGAGAAGGGGUUUUACUGCUUAGAGGCUUGGAUUCAAGGCUCUCUAAGGAUCUUCCCUCUGAUCUUCAAAAGCUUCGGUGCAAGGUUGCGUUUCAUGCAUUGAGGCUUGCUCCUCCAAUUUUGGGAAUUGGUAACAAACUUGCAGAGAGAAUGCGCAGUAAAGGGCCUUACCUUGCCCUUCAUCUAAGAAUGGAGAAGGAUGUAUGGGUGAGGACUGGUUGCCUUCCUGGUUUGACUCCUGAAUAUGAUGAGAUAGUAAACAAUGAGAGGAAACAGCGGCCAGAUCUCUUAACUGGAAGAUCAAAAAUGACUUACCAUGAAAGAAAACUUGCAGGUCUCUGCCCCUUGAAUGCCGUGGAGGUGACCAGGUUGCUUAAAGCUCUAGGAGCUCCAAAAAGUGCAAGAAUAUAUUGGGCUGGCGGGCAGCCUUUUGGUGGAAAAGAAGCCUUACAACCGUUAAUCAAAGAGUUUCCCCAUUUUUACAAUAAGGAAGAUCUUACUUUGCCUGGUGAACUAGAACCUUUUGCAAACAAAGCUUCUGUGAUGGCUGCCAUUGAUUAUAUAGUUUCCGAUAAUAGUGAUGUCUUCAUGCCUUCUCAUGGGGGAAAUAUGGGCCAUGCUAUGCAGGGACAUCGUGCCUAUGCUGGCCACAAGAAGUUUAUAACCCCAAACAAAAGGCAUAUGCUUCCGUACUUUCUGAACUCUUCUCUCCCUGAAGCAGAGUUCAAUAGGAUCAUAAAGGAAUUGCACAGAGAUUCCUUAGGACAGCCAGACCUCAGGAGGAGUAGAGUUGGAAAAGAUGUCACAAAGUAUCCCAUUCCAGAGUGUAUGUGCAAUGAUACUAAGACUCAUCCGUACAUGUGAGUCAAUUCUGAAGAUUUCCAGCAUGAUGGACCCACUUCAUCGAAAAAUUGAAACAUCUCAGUAAAUCUCUUGAAUUUGAGCCCUCUGAAAGUGGUUUGUCCUCAGGGCAAUGAUGGUCCUUUGGAUCACUGGGGAUUUUAAGAGAGACUGCUGCAUCACACUCAAUUUGUGAGUUUGCUUUCAUUUUUUCUUCCCCACCGCUUCCUUUGUGUACAAAUUCAAGUCAGGCAAGACAAAUGUCUUCUUAUAAGACAAGAUAGUAUAUAAGGUUCUGUGAAGAGAAAAACUCUGAAGCUUCAAGGUAACCUGGAUUCGCUUUCAGACUUUCAUGAGAAACUCAGCACAAGGCAAAGAAGGUCCCCUAAUUCUUUGAUUCUUUAUAGGAAGAAUUCUUUUAGGAUAGAUUUUUUUUUUCCACAUUUUGGUUCAUUCGUUAUUGUACCACAUCAAUGUAUUAUAGAAGAUGCGUGUAUAUAAGCAGACUUGGAGUAAUAAUCUAUAUAUCUGUUUCACAA